UUUUGAGAAGUGAAGGUAGCAUGGUGUCGGCCAUGGAUGAUCAAAGCACAGUCCGACAAUGUGGACCAAUUUCUUCAAACUGCGACUUUUCUGCUAUCUGCUUGCAGUGCUGAUGGUGGUGGUGCUGGUCAUCAAUGUUGCUCAAGUAGAGUACUUGGAUCAUGAGACUGCUUCUGCUACGUUCAUCGACAGCAGUGGACAACUUCUUUCCUCCCAGGUGACAGGAGUUAGCCGGAAUCCCUACUGUGGCUAUGAGCACCAGACCCUGUCCAUCCGGGAGCGUGUGGAGGAGGACUCCUUGCUGGCGUCCUUACAGAGGCAGGUGCCUGACAUGGGCCCAGUCCCCUUUGUUAAGAGCACUGACCCUUCUUCCAGCUACUUUGUCAUCUUGAACUCUGCAGCCUUCUUCAAGGUGGGGAGCCAACUGGAGGUGAUGGUUCAUGUACAGGAUUUUCAAAGACAGCCCAAAAAGUAUGGUGGAGACUACCUGCAGGCCAGAAUCCACUCUCCCAGCCUGCAGGCAGGGGCUGUGGGCAGAGUGGUAGACUACCAGAAUGGGUUUUACAAGGUCUUUUUCAAUCUACUCUGGCCAGGCCAAGUUAAAGUGUCUGUGUCUCUUGUCCACCCCAGUGAAGGAAUCAAAGUUCUUCAGCACCUACAGCAGGAGAAACCAGACAGGGUCUAUUUUAAGAGUCUAUUCCGUUCAGGAAGAAUUUCUGAAACGACUGAGUGCAACCUUUGCCUCCCUGAGGGCCUGCCCCUAUGUAACUUCACAGAUCUUUACACUGGGGAACCCUGGUUCUGCUUCAAACCAAAGAAGCUCCCUUGCAGCAGCAGAAUUAACCAUUUCAAAGGUGGAUACCUGAAGGGCCUCCUAACUUCCACAGAGAGUGCUUUCUUUCAGAGUGGUGUCAAUAUCAAAAUGCCAAUCAACUCCAGUGGACCUGAUUGGGUGACUGUGGUUCCCAGGAGAAUGAAAGACACUGACAACCCAGAACUAUCUCAAGGCUUAGGAGCUUUUCCUUCCGGGUAUUAUUACAAAGACCAGUGGAGGCCUAGAAAGUUAAAGAUGCGCCAGUUUAACGAUCCUGACAAUGUUACAGAAUGCUUACAAAGGAAAGUAGUGCAUUUAUUUGGUGACUCAACAAUCCGACAAUGGUUUGAAUACCUCACUACAUUUGUUCCAGAUUUAGUGGAGUUUAACUUGGGUAGUCCCAAGAAUGUUGGUCCCUUUCUUGCAGUGGACCAGAAGCACAAUAUCCUGGUCAAAUACCGCUGCCAUGGUCCACCUAUUCGCUUUACAACUGUCUUCAGCAAUGAACUCCGCUAUGUGGCAAAUGAGCUGAACGGCAUCGUGGGAGGUAAGAACACAGUGGUUGCCAUAGCCAUAUGGUCUCACUUCAGCACCUUCCCCUUGGAAGUGUACAUCCGACGGCUCAGGAACAUUCGUCGAGCAGUUGUCCAGCUCCUGGAUCGAAGCCCUAAGACUGUGGUGGUCAUCCGGGCGGCCAAUGCCCAAGAGUUGGGGCCUGAGGUGAGCCUUUUCAACAGUGACUGGUACAACUUUCAGCUGGACACCAUUCUUCGGAGAAUGUUUUCAGGGGUUGGAGUAUAUCUCGUUGAUGCCUGGGAGAUGACACUGGCCCACUAUCUACCCCACAAGCUACAUCCAGAUCAGAUUAUUGUGAAGAACCAGCUAGACAUGUUUUUGUCCUUUGUGUGUCCCUUGGAGACCUAGCUUGUUCUAGCAGGGACUGGAUCAUAUCCAGUGACCUUCCCUUCACUUGCAUUAUAGGAAGUUCAUGAAGAGAUUGCUGUCGCUAAUGAAAAAAAAAAUUUAAAAAAUAACUGGACUUUGUGUAAUGAGUUACAAGGCAUUUAGAAACUGCAGGUUACGUUUAUACUCGUAUGUACCUAUAGGAUUCUUUCCAACCUUGACUUAGCCAUUGAACCAUUAUAAUCAGAAUCUACACACACUAUAUUGUUCUUGUAACCAAAGA
Messenger RNA from Chrysochloris asiatica (Cape golden mole), 2000 nucleotides. RefSeq names its product neurexophilin and PC-esterase domain family, member 3 (gene NXPE3). The record is from RefSeq and is a predicted model, not a curated record. Bases 59 to 1738 code for a protein of 559 amino acids. The transcript is spliced from 5 exons. NCBI's taxonomy places the organism in Eukaryota, Metazoa, Chordata, Mammalia, Afrosoricida, Chrysochloridae.